This is a messenger RNA of Synchiropus splendidus (mandarinfish), 8183 nucleotides long. RefSeq names its product solute carrier family 30 member 6 (gene slc30a6). The coding region runs from base 6959 to 8110 and encodes 383 amino acids. The record is from RefSeq and is a predicted model, not a curated record. Gene Ontology annotation, cellular component: membrane. NCBI's taxonomy places the organism in Eukaryota, Metazoa, Chordata, Actinopteri, Syngnathiformes, Callionymidae. Gene Ontology annotation, molecular function: monoatomic cation transmembrane transporter activity. Gene Ontology annotation, biological process: monoatomic cation transport; transmembrane transport. The transcript has 13 exons.
ACGCACGUGCACACUCAGACCGUGAGUCAGGUUUCCCACUCACAAAGACUGUGAGCAGUCAAAUCCCUGAAGAUGAGCUCAUCUGAUCAGUGUUUUAGAUUUAAAAUGUGCAAUGCUUUGUUAGUACUCUGAGAGUCUGUUUGUUCACUGGAAAUGAGUCUCAUGUAAUGUUGGUAUUCUGCCACAUGGCUUCGACAUACAUACGACAUACUCACUCCUGCCAGAGAAAGGACCAUCUUGCAACCCUAACCCCCUCGCUGUGGCAGCACACAUUCAGAAAGCAGCAGCGUCGGGUGUCGCACAGACAGGAAGUUUAUGACUGACUUAUUGAACCAACAGGGAAAGGUGACUCCACUGUCAAUAGUCGGCCACAGUGAGAACAACAGAGACGGCGACGCAGCCUGAACAGUGCCACUCAUGUUACCCCCCCGAUCGUUACUUGAAAUGCAUGGGUUCAAUUCCAGGCUGGUCACAGCUGGUGUGGAUGGUUGCUCCACGCUGUUGAGUCAGUGGCGUCCUCAGCCCGUGUGUUUUGAUGUAGAAGUGGAGUGGUGCCAGUCAUGUUGCCACGCUGGAAACGCACAACUCAAACCAGCGCCUUGCAGGAAUGAUUCACCCUUCUUCACUCACAAACAGGCUGCUGUGGAAAUGCAUCUAAUGCUGCUGAUCAUUUCCUCCACCCAUGAUGUGCUUCCUCAGAUGAUUGUCUCUAACCAGUGGGAAGCCGUGUUUGAAAGAUCCUGGUCCAGAAAAGCUCCGUGUGCGGAGUGAGGGUUCUUUCAUCCCCCGGCACUAGUUUGCCUUUUGGAUUUCACUCUGGACCAGUGUGGACCAGGUGGAGGGACACACUGGAACAGUCCAUCUUGAUAUGAAAUGAUGGCGCUUCGUUCCCCGCUCGUGAUGGCGCUGCCUUCAUACACCUGAUGUCAUUGUUGCUCUCUGAACCAUCUUUCCUAAACUGAUGACCUUUCCUGCAAUAAUCCUAUCACAAUAAAUGCCAAGGAGAUUUGAGUGGAAACAAGCCAUAAAGUACUGGCAUUUGACUCUUUUCUCACUGUGAGGAUGUGAAACUCUGGUUGUUGAAGUUCCCCCUGGUGUGUGACGGUCCAUGUGGGCCAGAGUGGCUUUGCUCUGAGAGUGUUCUGAUGAGCCGCCUGUCACUCCACCCUCUGAUUGGUAUUGCUGACCUUGCAUAAGCAUCUAAUAUGACUCUUUUCAAGGUAGUUGGGCAAAAUAUUUUGAGCGCCAUCUGCAGGCAUGGUCAUUAGUCGGUCAGUUAGGGCAGGGUGUUUCCGUCCGAAGCCUCCAGUGGGCUUUAGCAUUCAGUUGAAGUGAUGCGUAACCCACAUACUCAUGCGCCUCCAGUCACCCCCCCCCCCCGGCACAUGUCCAUACCAUGUUCUAGAGGAGGCAGGCAAAGCCACGUAUGUACAUAGUGUACACACAGACGGACACGCCUCCCUGGCCCCAUUAUCUCAUGACCAACAGCUUAGGAGACUCGUAUGUACACAUUCUAUACUGCGCGCGCACACACACACACACACACACACACACACUCGGGGCCUCGCUGCAUGUGCUGAGGCGGUUAACCCUUGUUUGACCCACGUAUCGUCAAAGAGAUAAUCAGAGUUGCGGACCCACGUUGCUGUGUGUGCGCUACUUUACAUAUUGUGUCUGUCUGUGUCUGUUCCUGUGAAUCUUCAACUCUGCUUCUGUUGCUGUUGUAGUUCCAUUGCUGCAAUGUGUCUUUCAACACCAUCAACUCAGUGGCUUGUUCCGCUUAUUUCUCAGCCUUUUAAAUCCUAUUGUUAUUAUUAUUAUUGUUUUUGACUGGUUUGUUGCAGGAAUUUGUUGGUGUUGAUUCGUGCUUUUGUCCAGUUGAAACUGGUGGUUCGGGUUGGAAGCGCUCCCUCGUCAGAAAGCGAGUGAGGAUGAGAAGUUCCCGAACUCUUCCCACAGAAUCUGUGAACUGUAUUUGAGAUUCCGACAUCAGUGCAUGUUUAGAAACACCUUUUUCUAAAGCCUGCGCCCUCAGCAACUCAAAUGACUGAAUUCAUUGAAUGCAUUUCAGUGCAGUAGUGAAGGUGUCCUGCAGGCCGUGCAGCUUCUGUGCCUGGCUCACUGUGCUGGUGUGAGCGUGUGGUUUUGAAGGGACCGAUAUUCCCUGCUCCAUCAGAUCUGCACUCCAGGAAAACACAUGCUGUGCCACGCAGCGGCGCACACACACACACACACACACAGAGUUCAUGAAUGGCAUGACCCAUUUCUCACGAGCAGAUAACCUUUGGUGCCUGAUAUUUUCUGUUGGUUUCAGUGGACACAGGCUGAAUGAUUAUUUAUGCAAUAAUGUAUGGCACAACAGUGCUCCGAUGGAAGGUGUUGGGCUCUGCAUUGCUGUGUGCGUGCGUGCGUGCGUGCGUGCGUGCGCAGGGGAUGUGUUGCGGUGCAUCUCAGGUCCGUGCUCCUCCACAGACUCAAAGCAACAAGAGCGGAAUAACACACACCCAGUGGCUGCGCUCACAUUGAUCAGAAUGGGUGUGUGAGAGACACCCCACUGAUGCAGUGGGUGGAGUUUAGGGCUCAGUCUCUUUGUAGAUUGCUGUUUAAGCGGAGUUGCUGCGAUGUUGGUGAAACAUAAUCUGAUGACUCUCCAAAAGUGUGGUUCCUAUAUGUAUGUGUUCCUGUAUCAAAUUGUGCAGUGUUUAUCAGUGUGUUGGCUUUCAGUCCCGAUGCAGUUCAGUCAGCUAUAUGUUUCCACUCUGCACACACACACACACACGCACGUUUGUAUUGCUCCCCCUGUGGGGACAUUGUGAGGUUUCUCAUUGCCGUCACCCCUUCCCCAGCCUCUCACCCCAAACCUGACCCUCCACAACACAUGGCUCACCUGAACCUGAACUGAAACCUAUUUAAAUCACCCAGUUAUUUCAUCCUCAAAUUGAGGCUUGGAUCGGUGGGGGGCGGGCAAAAGGUCCCCACAAAGACAUAAGGUCCCUACAAGGGUAGUGUUUUGUCAAGAAUUGGUCCCCACAAGGCCCUAUGAACACACACACACACACACACACACACACACACACACACACGCGUCAUGACUUUCACGACCGAGUCUCACUUCCACUGGCUGCCAUUGCCGCGUGCUCCCAGCUCGCCUCACCGUCUCACAUCAUGAUGAAAGAGCUAACAGUUAGCAUGGCGGUUAACAUGGAAGCAGUAUCUUGUUCCUAAUAGAAAGACGGGAUUCAGUGUCAAUAUGAUUGGUUUAAACAUGCAUGGUGUCAGAGUACGACAGCGCUACACUCACUGGUGAGAUCAUUGAAGCAACUGUAAGUCAAACCCUUGUUCAGAAUAGCUGCUAACAGACGAUAGGUUCGUCUAAAGAGUCUUAGUCUUAGUGGAUUGGUCCAUAACGAAAACCCUCUGUGGUUGCAGCCCUGAAGUGCUGACGCUCUAUUUUCAUAUGAAUUGAUGGCAAAAUUCCGAUUCCUUUGCUCUUCAAUCACUUCAGAAUGAUUUGAACAAUAAUGUUCAUCAGUCUGUUUGUGAAUCACAUCCAGAGUGUGUGAGACUGUGUGAAACUGGACUCCAGCUGUUUUUGGCCAAAAGCAGUGGAGAGAAACCAGGUCAAGUGUUUCCUCCACAGAUGAGUGUGCACCGUUCAACCCAUCGCUCUGCUUCCUCAUGAAGGGAAAUCUUCACUCAGCCGUUCUGCCAUGACUUGGCUGAUCCUCACUCGGGUGGCAAGUCAUUCUAUAACUCGAUUGACAGUUGAUUCAUGACAAAGUGCCAAAGUGCAUGGAUUUAUGAAGAAAAUGCCCUUAUUCUUCUUCUCACCGCCCAAGGACAUGACGCCAUCACAAGUUUCCCUUCCACGGCCACCGGCCUUCCAUUCACCGUCUCAGCAGCCUCCAUUCUCGUCAGACUCCAGGGUGACGUGACCUUCCUCGACUCUGACUCCCUGAUGCUUCUGAAUCCAAAAUAUCCCCGGCUGACCACGGUCACUUCCUCACUUCUCACGACACUAAAGCUGUCCUGAAUUUAAGCUCCCAGUUUCCUGUCAUUUCUUUACAUAGUUUUCACUAAUCGACCAUAACAUUAUGACCACCUUCCCGGCUACUUCACUGUUGACUUCUGGACCAUCAUGCUGGUGAAUUGGGCUUCAUUGCUGUAACAGCUCAGAGUUAUUGUUUUGUUUAUCGGUGUGCGAUUUUACCUUUCACAAUUGAGUUGUAAGUACAUUACACUUCUUAACGUUUUAAGACGUGGAAAUGUUUAUGAACAAAAUAUUUCCGUGCCUCUGCCUUCCUUCUAAACUUUGUUGCUUUAAAGAUUUAUUUUUGUUUUGUCUUUAUAUUUGUUGGCAAACAAUCAUCAAAGGGCUGAUUGGCAUUUUGUGACCAACUGUCAGCACAGUGGAGAUGAAGCCAGAGUGAGGGUGAGGUAAACUUGCCUGGGAAUUCAGUGGCAGCUGCCAGAGACACGUUAAACCGGGCACAGAGGCUGCUCCCCACCUCUGUGCCUGGAUGCGCUGACCCUCGGUGGGACCCCCCACUGUGAAGAAAUCAAUGUAACCCUAUCUCUGGAAUAAAGCUCUGAUCAACAAAGCAAAAGGCCAGCGUGCCAGGGGUGGGGGCGGGGGGCUUCAGCCGUGCUUCGUCCUCUGGAUCAAUGAACUCCUUCGUUGCUGUGAUAACUGAAUGUGUGUCGGCUGGGAUUGGUCACCAUCACCAAGAGACGCUGGGGCUGGUCCAGGACACCUUUCAUGUGUUGCAGAUUCUACAACUCUAAAGCAACCUUUGAAUGUGUUGUGGUUCAUGCAGAUCCAUGUUUGUGUCUCCUGUGCACAUGGUGUUCAGUGUGUUUGUUUGCAUGCAUGUGUGUUCAGAAGUGUCGAGUCAUGUUUCUUGCUUGUUGGUCACCAGUGUCUGUGUAUCAGUCCCCCCGCUCCCCACCCCCCGAUCAUUCAAUCCUUUCCUCUGGGAUCUUACUCACCGCAGCAGUUGAGGCGUUCAAUAGAAGCUUUUAGUUUUCAGUCAGCAAUACACCAAGAUGACCUGACAUCACACACCCGUGUGCGUAUGCCUUCCUACUGCUCAGCUUACUGUUAACCAGAGACGGUUGGCUGUGGUUUGCACUUCCUGUCCCAAGCCUUCACGCAGAGUCUGAGUCAGGAAUAAUGCAGCGUCGAUUCAUUUUGUGACGGGUUUGCUGCCAAAUCAUGACAUGGUCUGUGCAUGGAGCUGGUGUUGGUGUGUUCAGUGUGAUGAGCCUGAGCACAGGGACAGAAGCAAUUGGGAAACCCAGUGUGGAUGCAUUUUGCUGGAUAUGGGAAAAACUCUGUCCACUUCUUGUGGGUAGCAGAGGGUCGAUGGAAAAGGGCAAGCCAGUAGUGGCGAACCAAGAAAUGGCAGCUGGAGGAGGAUGCUUAAAUGAAGGAGAGAAAGGGAGCGUUUGAAACCUCUUAAAAUGCUGAGUGAUGAACGCAAGAAUAGCCAAUAUCUGAUGCUGCUGAUGUGAGUGCAAGUCCUCCGCUUCGUCUGUGUUGGAUGAUUUGGGGGCUUUUUCCUUGGCUGGUUCUUCUGUUCUGGCGUCCAGAAGGAAGUGAGCGGCGCCGUAUUUUGGCUAUGUUUCUGUAGCACACUGGAGAUUUAGCAAGGUUGAAAUGAGAACACUGUGUUCCAGAGACGAGUAGUGUCCUGUCUGGUGUGUUGGUUUCUCUGGUAUCACACACGUGUCCUCUGGGUGUCAGUGUUUGUAAGCAGGAGAUUUAUAAGAAAGCUGAACCCUGUGUGUGCGUGCGUGCGUGCGGUCAGUGUAAGCCCAUCUGAGCUGUGUGAUGUGAAACUUCAGUCUAUGUAUUGACCGGCUCCGCUCUGUGUCAGGGUCAUUGUGAUGUCAGCACUUGUAUUAUUAUUGCCUUUAUUGUCUGGUCCUCUGAAUUCAACACAACAGAGUGACAUCAAAACCCAUCGAUCGGGUGAGAAGAUCUGAUGACACUCAACAAAUGCACCAAUCCAACAUCGAGUGAAAAGCACAUUUUGGUCCUCAGUAAGAUUGGAAUGAAAUCAAUUUUCACUGUUAAUGAUUUGGAUUCAGCUGAGCAGGACGGAGGCGGUGGCGAGGGUUGGUGACGGAAUUCAGAAAUGGCGGCUCCUGCAUCUUUGCUGGACACGCAGUCAGGAGGAUAUUUUUCAUGUCUGUCUGAUAAACAUGAAACUUUAAUGAGGUGGAUGUCACAUGAUGCCGAGGAGACGUGUUGUCCAGCUGGGUGAUUCAUCAACGAUCCCGUGUCCAGCUCUGAUAUUGAUGUUUUUGUCCAUGAGGGUUUAGGUUCACCGGAGUUAAACAGGUCAUGAGAAACUGCAGGUGCUUGUAAGGUUCCUCAAGCCUGGUCCUCCUGUCUCUCUGUCAGUCGCUAUGAUUUGUUUGUCUUCCAAGGCAGUGGCUUAUCGGUAGAUGAUAUUUCACUGUCCAAGUCAUAAUAGGCUUCACUUGGGUGAACGUCUGUCAUCACUGCCGUGCAGUCGCCUACUGAUGUUAUUUUGUCAGUCAGGGGUCAAUAAUAAUGUUGCCACUCUCUGUACACAUCAUGGAUAAGUGAUGUCUGAUGCUUUUUUUUUAUGAGAUUCAGGUCACUGCCUGUGGAAGCCACGGGGAGCUGCUGGCACCUGCCCCCCAAUUCUGUGGAGACCAUCGUUCUAGUAACCAAGGGCUACCUGUAAAGACUUCCAUGAACUAAGAGGCUGCCAGAGUGUUUGGGAGGAGCGUCAGCAUCAUUGGAAGAACAGAAGAAAAGCUGUGCAGCAAGAGCCACGGUUUGACCAACCAACUCAAAGAAACCGUAGAUGAAUGAAGUGGCUUUGUCAUGAAAACAACAUAACAAGCCUUGACUGCGUACACGUACCUCACCAUAUUUGACCUCUUCAGUUUGAUCACGUGCCUCAUCAGCUCGUGGGUGACGAUGAAGAAAGCCAGUCAGCUUUACUCCUUUGGGUUUGAGCGGCUGGAGGUUUUGGCAGUUUUUGCAUCUACUGUGCUCGUCCAACUGGGGGCGCUGUUCAUUCUGAAGGAGAGUGUGGAGCGUUUCAUGGAACAGCCGGAGGUCCAUACCGGCCGCCUCCUGGUCGGGACGUUCGUUGCCCUGUUCUUCAACCUGCUAACUCUGCUGUCUGUCAAGAACAAGCCCUUCGCCUACGUGUCGGAAGCGGCCAGCAGCAGUUGGCUUCAGGAACAUGUGGCGGACCUGAGCAGAAGUUUGUGCGGCAUCGUUCCGGGCCUCAGCAGCCUCUUACUUCCUCGCAUGAACCCGUUCGUCCUGAUCAACAUGGCCGGAGCCUUUUCCCUGUGCAUCACCUACCUGCUCAUCGAGAUCAACAACUACAACGCCGUGGACACGGCGUCCGCCAUGGCCAUCGCCCUCAUGACCUUCGGCACCAUGUACCCCAUGAGCGUGUACAGCGGCAAAGUCCUGCUGCAGACCACGCCUGCCCACGUGAUCGGUCAGCUGGACAAGCUUCUGAGGGAGGUGUCCACUCUGGAUGGAGUUCUGGAGGUCCGGAACGAGCAUUUCUGGACCGUGGGCUUCGGCUCGCUGGCGGGAUCCGCUCACGUCAGAAUCCGCCGUGACGCCAACGAGCAGCUGGUUCUGGCCCACGUGACCAACCGACUGCUGCCGCUGGUGUCCGUGCUGACCGUGCAGAUCUUCAAGGACGACUGGACUCGGCCCCUGCUGACUGGGACCUCGUCCCCCUCGCUGCCUCCGCUGGGUCACGGCGGCCCGUCGCCUGGCCUGCCAUCGCUGCCGCCGCUCGCCGACCCGCUGACCUCCACCCCGGCCAAGCCCAGCAGCCCCCCGCCCGAGUUCUCCUUCGACACGCCGGGUCGGAACCUGCAGAGGGUGGUCCUGCCUGCGUCGGGUCCCUACGCCGGGCCCGGCCUCACCUACGGCGCGUCGCCCUACACCAAGAUGCUGGGACCCGGAUAUGGACUGGGUUUGGCCUCCGCCGGAUCUUCUUCCCAGAACUACAGGACUGCCUUUGGCUCCUCAACGGUACCACUCCAGUUUGGAGCCAGCAACCCUCUGAGCUCACAACACAGACAGAACCGGCCCUGACGGACCAUGUGAGGCAGGUUGGACCUGCUGACUUGCACCUGACGAAUAAAACUCCCCUUGCACUGCUGCCGUA